Molecule: messenger RNA, 1346 nt
Organism: Mangifera indica (mango)
Lineage: Eukaryota; Viridiplantae; Streptophyta; Magnoliopsida; Sapindales; Anacardiaceae
Product: salicylic acid-binding protein 2-like
Exons: 3
Coding region: 464-1249 (261 amino acids)
Biological process (GO): salicylic acid metabolic process; jasmonic acid metabolic process
Molecular function (GO): methyl salicylate esterase activity; methyl indole-3-acetate esterase activity; methyl jasmonate esterase activity
Source: RefSeq, a predicted model, not a curated record
CUGAGUAGCUGACAGGUUCGAUUCCUUAUAGGAGUUUUGCCCACACUAUUGAGAUAUGCCAUUAGACCAAUAAGUUGAUGCGAGAUCUCACUAUCAACUUCUUGGCCUAAACGAAGUAAUCUUUCUCUAUUAAGUCGGUUGAUUAGGAUAACAUUGUGACAGUAAAAGGGAUGCAAGAGACAGAGAAGAGGACAUAGCAGGAUUUUAUGCUUAUAAUAAGGAUACCACUCUUCGGGCAGUCCAUCAAAUGAUUAUUUUAUUUUUCUUUUUAAGUAAUUAAAUGGAGGGUUUACAAAUGUGACAAAGUUCAAACCCAUUACUUCUUCGUAAUCAAUCAAUAAUUCUUUAGAAAUAUAACACAAAAGAAUAGGAAAGACAUUGCCCAUAAGCUUUGUGGGGCCAACUGAGGUUUUUUCUAGUAUAAGUUUAAACCAGAUGGAAAACAUUAGAAAGAGCAAAAGAGAUGGAGAAGAGGGAGAAGCAUUUUGUGCUAGUUCAUGGAGCUUGCCAUGGUGCAUGGUGUUGGUACAAAGUAUCAACUCUGCUCAGAUCAGCAGGUCAUAAAGUUACCGUGCUAGACAUGGCUGCAUCUGGCAAACAUCCAAAGCAGGUUCAUGAGGUUCAAUCACUUACGGAUUACUUGGAGCCUCUGAUUGAAUUCAUGGCUUCUCUCCCAGCAGAAGAGAGGGUAAUCCUGGUGGGUCACAGCAUAGGUGGUCUUAGCAUAUCUGUUGCCAUGGAAAAGUUCCCUGAGAAAGUCUCUGUUGCAGCUUUCUGUACUGCUGUUAUGCCCAACCCUGAUCUUGGUUUAACAACUUUUACUGAAGAGUACAAUCGAAGUGUGGAUUCAUAUAUGGAUUCGACAUAUACAUUUGAUGAUGGGCCCAACAAACAGCCUACCUCUAUACUCUUUGGGCCUAACUUCAUGGCGUCCAAGUUCUACCAGCUGUCCCCACCUGAGGAUUUAACACUUGCAGAGUUGUUAGUAAGACCUUUCCCAAUGUCCAGUAGCGUGACAAUUUUCGAUGAAGUGACAACCCUGACCAAAGAAAGAUAUGGAUCAGUUAGUAAGGCUUACAUAGUGUGUGACCAAGACAAUAUAUUUGAAGAAGAUCUGCAGAGGUGGAUGAUCGAAAAAUAUCCAAUUGAUGAGGUGAUGGUUAUCCCUGGCUCUGAUCAUAUGGCUAUGUUUUCCAAACCAAAAGAGCUGUGUUGUUGCCUGCAAGAGAUUGCAGACAAAUAUGCCUAACUUUCCUCUUACACCUUAAUUUUGUUACUGUUUGCAAACGACCAGUGUAAUUUCGGAAAAUGAUGAUAAUAAGAUGUUAAAAACUUGUUUAGCUACA